AUGGACAUCACCGGAUAUUCCGCCAUGGUUCUAGUUCGAAGGGAGCACUGUCCACCAAAACCAACUGAAAACCAACAUCCAAAUCUCAUACCUCAACCAGAAGGUCCUGCACCAGCUCCUCCAGCCACAGAACUUAAGUCAGUGAAUCAACCGCCUCCAGUUCAGCCAGUCAUGAAUCAGUCUGAUCCAAGUAAUCCUGCACAUGACCAGGUUCAGCCACAUGGAGGUCCUGAUCCAGCUUCUCCACCUGCUGGGCUUCAGCCAGAGAAUCAGUCACCUCCAGUUCAGCCAGUCAUGAAUAUGUCUGCUCCAAUUAAUGCAGUGCCACAACUGAUUCUGCCUUAUAAAGGCCAUCCAGUCCAAAACUACCCUCCAAAUGCCAUACCUCAGACAGCAGGACCUGGACCGGUUCCUCCAGCUACAGGGCUCCAGCCACAGAAUCAACCACUUCCAGUUCAGACAGUCAUGAAUCAAUCUCCAAAUCCAAUGCCUCAGCCAGGACAGCACCUUUCCACUUAUCCUGUGGGAGGUUAUGUAGUACAUGGGCAGGUUCCUCCGCUUGCAGGGCUCCAGCCGGGCAAUUAUCCACUUCCAGUUCAGAUAGUCAUGAAUCCGUCUAGUCCAGGUAAUCCAGCACCUCACCAGUUCAUCCAGUCAUCCCAGAAUCAGUCACCUCCAGUUCAGCCAGUCAUGAAUAUGUCUGCUCCAAUUAAUGCAGUGCCACAACUGAUUCUGCCUUAUAAAGGUCAUCCCGUCCAAAACAACCUUCCAAAUCUCAUGCCUCAGUCAGAAGUUCCUGCACCGGCUCCUCCAGCCAUAGAACUUCAGUCAGUGAGUCAACCACCUCCAGUUCAGCCAGUCUUGAAUCAGUUUGAUCCAAGUAAUCCUGCACCUCACCAUGUUCAGCCAUAUGCAGCACCUGCAGUUCCACCACUAGUUCAACUUUAUGGAGUACCACCUGGUCUCGAAUACCUUGCUCAGAUUGACCAAAUACUUGUUCACCAAAAAAUGGCGUGUAUAGAGAUGCUUACUGGCUUUGAGACUAACAACCAGUAUGAGAUCAAGAACAGCAUUGGGCAAGAGAUCUACCAUGCCAAAGAAAAGAGUAACUGCUUUGUACGUAAUAUCUUUGGUUCAGCACGUGGUUUUAAAAUGCGAAUUACAGACAACAUGGGCCAAGAGGUCAUUCAGAUGGACAGACCAAUGCGCUGCUUCCUGCAAGAGAUUGAAGUACAGGCUCCACCUGGAGUAACCAUAGGCUAUGUGAAACAGGAGUGGUCCUGCUUUUUACCAAAAUUCUCCAUCCUGGGCCCCAACAAUGAGGUACUACUGAAGAUCCGGGGACCCUUCCUUCCACUCAAAUGCUGUGGUGACAUAAAUUUUGAGGUAAAAGGCAUGAUUGGUGAACAGUCUAUUGGUCGAAUCACAAAACAACGGAGUGGUUUCAUUAAGAAAUGCAUCAGUGAUGCCACCAACUUUUGUAUCCAGUUCCCUAUGGACAUGGAUGUUAAUAUGAAGGCUGUACUUUUAGGUGCUUGCCUCCUUAUUGACAUUGCGGUCUAA
Messenger RNA from Sinocyclocheilus rhinocerous, 1563 nucleotides. RefSeq names its product phospholipid scramblase 1-like. Lineage: Eukaryota; Metazoa; Chordata; Actinopteri; Cypriniformes; Cyprinidae. Bases 1 to 1563 code for a protein of 520 amino acids. The transcript is spliced from 13 exons. Gene Ontology annotation, biological process: plasma membrane phospholipid scrambling. The record is from RefSeq and is a predicted model, not a curated record. Gene Ontology annotation, molecular function: phospholipid scramblase activity. Gene Ontology annotation, cellular component: plasma membrane.